UAGCCUCUGUGUGGUUUGGGCAGAGAAUAGAAAAGUUAGACAAAGUCUGAGUGGGUUCUAGUCUAGCAGCCAACACAGACUCACAUUAACUCCCUGCACAGUACCAGGUUUCUGCUCUUUUUUAACUACUCUCUCUCUCACUCAUUCACACACACACACACACACACACAUACACACACACACACUCACACUCACACACACACACACACCAGCCGUCACUCCUGGCAGAGGGAAGACAGGACCACAAGAGAGCUGUUACACACCUUUACUACCAGCUACUCACCCACAGCCAUCGCCAUCAGACACCUUACCCAGGAUGUGGACUCUUCUCUUGGGGGUCACCUUUGGAUUACUGGCCUCCUCCUGGUCGGAACCAUUUCAAGUAAAUUCCCGUUCCUGCAGCUAUGCCGGGGUGUUUUUGGUUGAGGGAACAAGCCAUCACUCACUGAACUAUGACGCUCAGAAGGUGUGUGAGCAGCUGCAGAGCACCGUGGCAAGUCCAGAACAAAUCCAGGCCUUUGAAAAAGCCAUGGAAAAAUGCAGGAAUGAAGAGACCAUCAAAGAAAACUGUGCCAAGAACAUGACUGGAUUUAUUAUUGAUCAAAAUGUAACCACUGAUCAACUCUACGUCGCCUACUGCUAUGAUGAAACAGCUGGACCUGACAAGAACUGCGAUAAAGCAUUAGAAACUGAAGAACUCUCUGAUGCACCAGCAGCUAAGGCCUCAUCCCAGCCUGAGAUCCAAGCCCCGACAACAUCAGGAGGUGAUGCAGAGCCAGUGACUACUCCACAAACCCCACCAGAGGAGGCAACUGAUGCCGAAGCUGCUGACCCCCCCACGGUAGCCCCCCCCAGGGAGGAGGCAGAUGACACGGAGAAGCAAACAGUCCCACCACCAGCCACCGUUCAACCAGAGGAGCCCCAACAAAACACAGGAGUCGUUCCUGUUGUGGAAGAAAAUGUCACUUUCACUCCUGAGGAUUUUGGUCAGCCCGGUGGGUCUGGGAUGCAGCCCCCCCUGUCGGAGGAGGAGGAAAACCACACGACAGCCCCUGUAGGAGAACCAGAGGAAACACAGGCCCCCACUGGAGAUGAGAACACCGAGCCUGAGGACGCCAAAACACAGCCUCCACAUCAGCCUCCCAACGACAAAGGGCGGAUGAAUCCAGUUUUAGAUGAUGGGCCUAAAUCUGACACACAGGACGGCAGUGGUUCAUCCAACUGGCUGGUAAUAAUCGGAGUGAUUGUGGCAGUUGCUGCUCUUCUUCUUGUGUGUGCAGCUGUGGCAAAAAGAAACAGUUUGUGCGGUAAACAGCAGACCCUGAUGAUCACCAAAGACGCCAGCGAGGGUAACGGGGCCGCGGCGUCGGUGUCCAGCUCCCAUGCACAGGAGAGAGAGCAGGAGAUGGUGACCCUCAUGAACAAGGAGAAGAUUCAGGAGAACGGCAACACAGAGGAGUUCACUGUCAUCACGCUAGAGGAGUCACCAGAUAAAGAGCAAAUGGCAUGAGAAACGAGUGUAGAAACAGAUAGGGCCCAGUAUGUGAAGACAGGAGGGGGUGUAGUAGUGGUGGAGUUUUUUUUGUUUUUGGUUGAGGAGGGGGUUGAGACUGCUUUGGUGGCCAGCACUGAAUGGACAGGCUCGUGUGUGUGUAUUUUUAUGUUAUAUAUAUAUAUAGAAAGACUGUCUAACCGAGGUACAAAGUUUUUUGCGUGUGAAGCCUCGCAUCGGGACCGUGUUUGUCAGCGUUUGUUUGUCUGUUUAAACCAGGCUGAACCCAAUGACGGUCAAAGUGUGUCACGCAUUGUGCAGUAUCAUGAAUGCUUUUACGGUGUGUGAAUGUGUUUUGCGGCAGUUCUUUGUGUUUGUGAACUUGUAUGCUUUGUUAAUGAUGGGGUAUGUGGGUAAGUGUGGGUUUUUGAAGGGAGGGGGGCGGUGAUAAGAGAUUAAAAUGUAAAGAACUCAUUGAUUAGAAAGUUUAUGAUUUUUUUUGGGUAACACUUUAUAAUAAGUCUGCACUAUGAAGCAUUAGUUAAGCAUUAACAAAUACUGAAUUCAUUAUUUAUAAAGCGUAUUUCUGACAUGAAUA
Sphaeramia orbicularis (orbiculate cardinalfish) is the source of this 2090-nucleotide messenger RNA. It is a transcript of the gene cd44b, whose product is annotated as CD44 molecule (IN blood group) b. The record is from RefSeq and is a predicted model, not a curated record. The transcript has 8 exons. Bases 317 to 1510 code for a protein of 397 amino acids. Gene Ontology annotation, molecular function: hyaluronic acid binding; cytokine receptor activity. Gene Ontology annotation, biological process: cell adhesion; positive regulation of ERK1 and ERK2 cascade; inflammatory response. NCBI's taxonomy places the organism in Eukaryota, Metazoa, Chordata, Actinopteri, Kurtiformes, Apogonidae. Gene Ontology annotation, cellular component: macrophage migration inhibitory factor receptor complex; basolateral plasma membrane; plasma membrane.